AUGUCAAUUACGCUAAAUUGGGGAAUCCUUGGUGCUGGUAACAUAUCCUCUCAAUUUGUUCAUGAUUUGUGCUUGAAUAAUGAAAAAGGAAACAAUGAAAUAAAACACAUAGUCAGGUCAAUUGGAUCUUCGUCAAAAGGAAAAGGCCAAUAUUUUAUUGAGUCAAAUUGUAUUAAAUCAAGCAAUAACGAAGAUGUUAUACCAGCUAUCCAAUCGUAUGACGAAUUUUUUGCUAAUGAUCAAGUUGAUGUUGUCUAUAUUGGUACCCCACACCCACUACAUAAAGAUCAAGUUAUACAAGCAUUAGAAAAUAACAAACAUGUUCUUUGUGAAAAGCCUUUCACCAUAAAUUCGGUAGAUGCUAAUGAAAUAAUCCAACUUGCAAAGAAAAAGAAGAGAUUCUUAAUGGAGGCUGUCUGGACAAGAUUUUUCCCAUCGAUUACGCUUUUGAAGGAAUACAUUUUUGAAGACAAAGUUCUUGGCAAGAUUAAUAGGUUAUUUGUUGACUUCGCAUAUGAUGCUGAUAUAGAGAAUUUACCAAUUUCCUCAAGGCUCAGAGAUAUCAAAUUAGGUGGUGGUUCAUUAUUAGACAUAGGUAUUUAUUCUAUAACUUACGCAAGAAUAUUGCUAGAUGAGAAUGUUGGAACUGAUGCAGCAAAUUUUGAAACGAAAUCAUUUCUUACAUUAGAUAAUGUCGAUAAAGUGGAUUACACCUCAUCUAUUCUAAUGAAGUAUGUAGAUGGGAAACAAGGGAUAUUGACAUGUUCAAAUUAUACUGAUGGAAAGGAACCAUUCUUAAGACUUGAGGGCUCAAUAGGAACCUUAGAAAUGUGGGCAGAAAAUCCAGCUUGUCCUAAGAAAUUCAAGAUUACAUUUAAAGACAACACUGAUCCUAUAGAGUAUGAGGACAAUAGCGGAUACAAUGGUUUUAUCUAUGAAGCUGAUGCGGUAGCUAAAGAUAUCGCUCAAAAAAAAUUAGAAAAUAAUACAAUGCCUUUAAGUGAAACUCUCCUAGUAAUGGAAAUCAUGGAUAAGGUCAGAGCAGAAAACGGCUUAAUUUAUCCUGAAGAUAAGUAG
Molecule: messenger RNA, 1077 nt
Organism: Debaryomyces hansenii CBS767
Lineage: Eukaryota; Fungi; Ascomycota; Pichiomycetes; Serinales; Debaryomycetaceae
Exons: 1
Coding region: 1-1077 (358 amino acids)
Molecular function (GO): nucleotide binding
Source: RefSeq, a predicted model, not a curated record